GCGAAACCGGCAUCUGUCUUUUUCUCGGACAUUCCUCACUUGUUUGGCUUGCGACCGACUCGGAGCUCGGGUCACCCUUGUGUUUCAUAUAGGGUUGGCCGGCUGGUUCCCCGCGUUCGAGCUUCGCAGUCGUCGAUCUCAACAGACAGUCAGAGCUGUCGGAGCUGUCGAAACUGCUCGGUCUCUCGUCUGGGCGUCGCUGGCUGAAAACACGCUCGCUGCCCGCGUCUCUUUGGCCUCACGUCUGGUUUGAAGGACGCUCCAGGGACUCGGUCCGAUUCAUUCUUCCACGAUUCUCCCUCGCCAACAGAGAGACGCACUCAGCAAUGGACAGCAAACCACAAGGAACAGGUUCCGAUUCACCGGGACCCAAAAUCCUCCGCCCGAUCCCCCGCCGCCCCUUCGAUCUCAAACUUUCCAGCCCAACACCGCCAGAGGAAGAGGAGGAGGACCACGCUUCCCCCAGACCCCAAAUCAGCGCCAGCGACCUGCGUUUCCUUGCCCCUCACCAAAACCACACGAACUCCCAUUCCCAAAACGACAGCUCCACCCCGCUCAGCCAUACCACCUCCUACCUCAACUUGACCGCGCCCACUCUCUACGGUAUUUACUCUCCCUCCAUAACGAGUCCCCUCAGUAGGGAUGAAGACGAUGCGGACCAGUACUUCGCCGGCCGCGGCGACCCGCUGCUCUCCAGCCCCGACACCCCUCUCGAAGGGCCCGCGCCGCGGCCCGGCCUGGACGAGGAGACCUACCAGCUGAUGUGCCAGCGCGCCUCUUCCGGCUCCGCCUCCUCCUCCUCGCAACCCAGGCGCCGCAACUCCCUGGCGGCGCCGCCGACGGCAUCCUCGUCGUCCCCGCGGAGGCGAGCCGCGGCGGCGCUGCAGCUCCUGCUGCGCGCGGGGCUUCUCUUCGUCCUCGGCGUCGGCUACGGCGUGCUGGUCACGCGGCUGCCGCAGCAGCACGGCCGCCGCCUCGCCGCGUACGAGUCCCCCUACGAGUGGCGCUAUCUCGCAUUCUGGGGCGCCGCCGGCGUCGCGCUCGGCAGCCUGCUGCCGUGGUUCGACCGCUUCUGGGAGGAGUCGACGGCAUCUCGGCAGCGCGGGGGAGGCGCCCCAGCAACGCGGAAGGAUGUGGCAGUCCCCGGCCCUCGGGCGGGGUUGAUCGAGGGUGUCGAGGCGCCGGUCACGGAGAAGCCCUCGGCGGCGGCGGCGCCACGGGCGGACUGGGCGCUCGUCGUGCGCGGCGUCGGCGCGUUCGUCGGCAUCGUCUUCGCCAUCCGCAAGCUGCCGUGGGCGUCGACCAUGCAGGUAUCGCUGACGCUGGCGCUGGCGAACCCCUUCCUGUGGUACCUCAUCGACCGGUCCAAGCCGGGCUUCCUGCUGUCCGCCGCCGUCGGCUUGGCCGGGUCGGUCGUGCUGAUGGGCCUGAACCCGGACGUCAUGCCCGCCCCGACGGCCAAUGCUCAUCUGACGGCGGCCGCUUCGUCGUCGUCGCUGGGGGCCACUGCUGCUAAUGACACGGCGAGUGGGGAUAGUGGCGGCGCCGCGUGGGGUGGUGGUAAUGGUAAUGCUGCGGCGGCGGCGGCAACCUCCCUGUGGGGGCUAGCCAGCCAGGAGACGAUCGAGACGGGCAUCUGGAUGCUGAGCGUGCUGUUCUGCAGCUGUGUGUGCUUUGGGAAUAUCGGGCGCCGGCUGGCGCUGAACUCGUCGGCGGCCGGCAGGGGCAGAUGGGGCGGUGUGAGGUGAAGUGAACAAGACGUCCCCGCGACGACGCGUCGGCGUCUGUGAUUCUGUCUCUAUAGGAGCAUAGUGCGUUUUGCUUAGGGGCCACACACAACAUUCGAUACCAGUCAUGAGCGAUUUGG
Messenger RNA from Thermothielavioides terrestris NRRL 8126, 1867 nucleotides. RefSeq lists its product as uncharacterized. Gene Ontology annotation, biological process: sterol biosynthetic process. The transcript has a single exon. NCBI's taxonomy places the organism in Eukaryota, Fungi, Ascomycota, Sordariomycetes, Sordariales, Chaetomiaceae. The record is from RefSeq and is a predicted model, not a curated record. Bases 327 to 1748 code for a protein of 473 amino acids. Gene Ontology annotation, cellular component: endoplasmic reticulum.